CUCCUGUUGAGAGUAGUCUAGAAGAACAUGAUCCAACUCCACUCUCACAAAUACUUCUUCAUCAUGGACAUAUUGAAUCAGUUAUCUCUGACAAGAACCCUUUGCUAGGGGUUAUUAUGUACGACUCAUGUAGGGACGACCCCAAGGACUUCAUCAAGCGCAAGCUGGAGCAGUCAAAGCAGUCCUCUGGAUAUAUCAUGAAGAACAGUCCCAACCUUGUGAUUGGAUACGGGACUAUGCCGAACAUGAAAGCGUAUGAAGAGAAUGAUAUUAGAACCGGAGUUCAUGUCGGAGUCUACAUGAAGCAUCUUCUUAACCAUAUCAGGAACCGAGAGCUGGACAUCGAGACGGUGUUCAAGAACGUUCAGAGCGAUUUCCAGAAGUUGAACUCCAUGGCCUUGAGUGAGAAGAUGAAGCCGGAGUACAGGAGCUCCCUAGGCCAGGCCAUGUACCUCGGAGCUAACCUUAGGAAUUCAUCUCAAUAAUUAUAUACUAUAUGAAACAUGUCUUCUGGAACUAGUUGAAAAAGUACCUAUCUGGCUGAAUAUAAUUUAUUUAAUUUAUUACUCUUAAUAUAAAAUAAAUUUCUUUAAGAAGAUGA
Messenger RNA from Eurytemora carolleeae, 601 nucleotides. RefSeq lists its product as uncharacterized. The record is from RefSeq and is a predicted model, not a curated record. NCBI's taxonomy places the organism in Eukaryota, Metazoa, Arthropoda, Copepoda, Calanoida, Temoridae. The transcript has 3 exons. The coding region runs from base 117 to 485 and encodes 122 amino acids.